Messenger RNA from Porites lobata, 776 nucleotides. NCBI's taxonomy places the organism in Eukaryota, Metazoa, Cnidaria, Anthozoa, Scleractinia, Poritidae. The record is from the annotation of a GenBank genome assembly.
CUUGAAAGUAACGAAAUAGUUUGAGUUUCAUCGAUGGAUGAAGACCGUUUACGUCGAAGCAUAUACAGCGAAUUCUACGGCAACAGGGGCCGUUCGUUUGGCCCGCGUGGUGCAACUGCAAGCUUCAUUUCAGCUAAGGAAGAAGGAAGUGUACUAGUAAGCAAUCCAGACCCAGCAGACCCAGAUCUUCCUUCGUUUCCCUUUGAGACAAUCCGUAUAUCUUGCAAGUCAGAUGCGUAUCAAGGAAUUGGUUAUUCGUAUGCUGGUGUCAUCAUUUACUCGUGUGACGGCAAAUCAGAGUGGCAAACCGCCAAUGGCACCCGUUGUAAGAGUGGAUAUCUAGUUAUUAUGGAUACCGGGACUGAGAAAGUAAAGAUAUAUCAAGGAAAGAGCCCAGGGCUUGUCCAUGGUGCUGUUUAUAGAAGCGCUUUUGGCGAAGAAUGCACAGAAAGGGAUGUCAACGCCGAAGGUUUCUCUGUGAUGAACGGAGAAUUCAAGAUAAAUUCGGGAGUGUUCAAUCCAGCACAAGAUGGCUACCACGACAACAAAAGAUCCAUGCAUCAACUUUCGGCACGAUGCAUAAAGAAGGUAGUUGAUAAGUGGAUGGAAGCGGCUGAUAACUUCUGUGAAGGCAGAAAUUAUAUGGUCAAGGACUUGCAGUAGGAUUCAUGGUUCAGUGUUUUGUUUUCAAAGAAAGCAAUCAGUAAUUUUCAGAUUAAAUUCUGAAACGGGCGCUUAUAAACUGAAGUUAUGAUAAUUCUCGUUGUCUUACGAAU